Messenger RNA from Erythranthe guttata (spotted monkey flower), 447 nucleotides. The record is from RefSeq and is a predicted model, not a curated record. Lineage: Eukaryota; Viridiplantae; Streptophyta; Magnoliopsida; Lamiales; Phrymaceae.
AUGGUUUUAUCUUUUACUGUGAAGAACAAGCUAGGUUUUGUGGAUGGAUCCAUUGUUGAACCCCCUGAGGAUGAUCCUGUUCUUCAUAACGCCUGGGUUCGCAAUAAUGGUAUGGUUAUGUCAUGGAUUUUAAAUGCUAUUUCUAAGGACAUUCAAGCUAGUGUGAUGUAUUGUAAAAAUGCUCGUGAAAUUUGGAAUGAUUUGAAUGUGCGGUUUUCUCAAACCAAUGGCCCCAGAAUUUUUCAAUUACGACGUGAAUUGGCCAAUCUCCGGCAAGAACACUUCUCUGUCAAUGUUUAUUUUACGAAGAUGAAGGCAAUUUGGGAUGAAUUGGUAAAUUUUCGCCCGAAUUGUACUUGUGGUUUGUUGGUUGAUUACUAUAAUCAAGAGCAUGUUAUGGCUUUUCUUAUGGGGCUAAAUGAGUCAUUCUCUCAGACUCGAGGUUAG